Molecule: messenger RNA, 1697 nt
Organism: Mesocricetus auratus (golden hamster)
Lineage: Eukaryota; Metazoa; Chordata; Mammalia; Rodentia; Cricetidae
Gene: Loricrin
Product: loricrin cornified envelope precursor protein
Exons: 2
Coding region: 87-1451 (454 amino acids)
Cellular component (GO): cornified envelope
Molecular function (GO): structural constituent of skin epidermis
Source: RefSeq, a predicted model, not a curated record
AGCUCCGAUGUCCCUCACAUCACCAUCAUCUCCUUCCCUCACUCACCUCCCCUGGUGCUUCAGGGUUCCCCUUCUCCUUAAACAAGAUGUCUCACCAGAAAAAACAGCCCACUCCCUGUCCUCCCGUGGGUUGUGGAAAGACCUCCGGUGGCGGCGGUGGUGGUGGUGGUGGCGGCGGCGGCGGCGGCGGCUGUGGCUACUAUAGCGGUGGUAGCGGCGGUGGCUCCAGCUGUGGAGGUGGCUCAUCUGGAGGCGGCUCCAGCUGCGGAGGCGGAGGCGGUGGCUCCUACGGAGGCGGUUCCAGCUGUGGCGGCGGAGGCGGCUCCGGUGGGGGGGUCAAGUACUCCGGAGGCGGUGGCUCCAGCUGCGGCGGCGGCUACUCUGGCGGCGGUGGCUACUCCGGCGGCGGUGGUUCCAGCUGUGGCGGCGGCAGCUACUCCGGAGGCGGCGGCGGCUCCAGCUGCGGCGGCGGCUCCUCCGGUGGCGGCUCUAGCUGUGGAGGCGGUGGCGGCUCCGGCGGGGGUGUGAAGUACUCCGGUGGCGGCGGCGGCGGCUCCAGCUGCGGAGGCGGCUACUCAGGCGGGGGCGGCGGCUCCAGCUGCGGAGGUGGAUCAGGUGGCGGCGGCUCCUACUGCGGAGGCUCCUCCGGUGGCGGCGGCGGUGGCUGCGGCGGUGGCUCCGGAGGGGGCAAGUACUCCGGUGGCGGCGGCGGCUCCAGCUGCGGCGGCGGCUACUCCGGCGGCGGCUCCAGCUGCGGCGGCGGCGGCUACUCCGGAGGUGGUGGAUCCAGCUGCGGCGGCGGCUACUCCGGCGGCGGCGGCAGCAGUUGCGGAGGUGGCGGCGGCGGCUCUUCCGGGUCGGCGCAACAGUAUCAGAGCCAGAGCUACGGAGGCGGCUCUAGCGGGGGCUCCGGCUGCGGAGGCGGCUACUCCGGUGGCGGUGGCGGCGGCUCCAGCUGCGGCGGCGGCGGCUAUUCCGGUGGCGGCUCCAGCUGCGGUGGUGGCUCCUCCGGUGGCGGCGGCAGCUGCGGAGGCGGCAGCUAUUCCGGUGGUGGAGGCGGCAGCUGCGGUGGCGGCUCCUCCGGUGGCGGCGGGGGCUACUACUCGUCGCAGCAGACCACCCAGACCUCCUGCGCUCCCCAGCAGAGCUACGGAGGGGGCUCUUCAGGCGGAGGUGGUAGCUGCGGAGGGGGCUCUUCUGGCGGCGGCGGCGGCGGCGGCUGCUACUCCAGCGGCGGCGGCUGCGGUGGAGGCUACUCCGGUGGCGGCGGUGGCUGUGGCGGCGGCUCCUCCGGGGGUGGCGGCGGUGGCUGCGGAGGCGGUUACUCCGGGGGCGGCGGCGGCUCUAGCUGCGGCGGCGGCUCCUCUGGGGGCGGCUCUGGAGGUGGCAAGGGCGUCCCAGUCUGCCACCAGACCCAGCAGAAGCAGGCGCCUACCUGGCCAUGCAAGUAAGGUCCUCAGGAUGCCACGGAGACAAAGGAGCUGGAGGUGUUUUCCGUGGGCGCCGACAGGCUUAACUUUCUCAUGAGAUUGCCGAAGGUUUCCAGACCCUUCACAUCGUAACACUACCCCUUGCCCCAGAAGAAACCAGAAGUCGUUCAAGCUGCUCCAUCUUGUUCUGCAGAUUUUCCGCUUGGUUUCUGAAUGGCUACCUCCCAACUCCAGUGCCUCAGUCAAUAAAUUUGCAAUUCAUGAGAA